This is a messenger RNA of Platichthys flesus (European flounder), 4037 nucleotides long. RefSeq names its product tripartite motif-containing protein 67-like. The record is from RefSeq and is a predicted model, not a curated record. Lineage: Eukaryota; Metazoa; Chordata; Actinopteri; Pleuronectiformes; Pleuronectidae. Gene Ontology annotation, molecular function: protein binding. Bases 1 to 1401 code for a protein of 466 amino acids. The transcript is spliced from 12 exons.
AUGGAUUACUGCUCCCUGUGUCAGAUCUCCCAGGCCCUGAACGGAGUCUCUGACAAGGCUAAAGAUGCAAAGGAGUUCCUGAUGCAGCUGAAGAACAUGCUCCAGCAGAUCCAGGAGGGGGGGGUGGAGUUCGAGGCGUGUCUCGUGGCUCAGUGCGAUUCGCUGAUCGAGGCGCUGACCAGACAGAAAGCCAAACUGCUCACCAAGGUCACCAAGGAGAAGGAGUACAAGCUGAAGGUUGUGCGUGACCAGAUCACCCACUGCACCAUGAAGCUGCGUCAGACCACUGGGAUGAUGGAGUUCUGUCUGGAGGUCCUGAAAGAGAACGACCCCAGUGGAUUCCUGCAGAUCUCAGACCCACUCAUCAAGCGGGUGACGUCUUCUCAGGACCAGUGGGUGAAAGGGGCCCUGGAGCCAAAGGUCGGCCCCGACUAUGACCUCACCCUCAACACCGACUCGCUGAUGCAGACCAUCCAGCAGCUGGACUUCUGCCCGGGCAACGAUGUGCAGGAGAAUCCAUUAUUGAAACAAAUGCAGGCUGAAGACAGUGGUGAGGCUGAGAUGGAGGCCGAGAGCCCCGGAGCUGAGUCUGGGACUUCUGUGCCGGUGGCUCCGCUCCUGCAGCUGGAGAAGUGCUGCACCAGGAACAACAGCGCCACGCUGGCCUGGAGAGUGACAGCGCCCCCUGGGAGCCCCAUCGAGGGCUACAUCCUGGAGCUGGACGACGGCAACGGAGGACAGUACAGGGAGGUUUAUGUGGGGAAGGAGACAGUGUGCACGGUGGACGGCCUCCAUUUCAACAGCUCCUACAACGCCAGGGUGAAGGCCUACAAUGCAGUCGGUGUGGGGCCGUACAGCAAGACCGUGGUGCUGAGGACCUCUGAUGUGGCCUGGUUCACCUUUGACCCGUCCUCGGCUCACCGGGACAUAGUUCUGACCAACGAGAACCUGACCGUCUCCUGUAACAGCUACGAUGACCGCGUGGUGCUGGGGACCGCCGCGUUCUCCAAGGGAAUCCACUACUGGGAGAUCUGCGUUGACCGCUACGACAACCACCCGGACCCGGCGUUUGGCGUGGCGAGGAUCAACACCAUGAAAGACAUGAUGCUGGGGAAGGACGACAAGGCGUGGGCCAUGUACGUGGACAACAACCGCUCCUGGUUCAUGCACAACAACUCCCACACCAACAGGGCGGAGGGCGGCAUCGCUAAGGGCUCGACCGUGGGCGUCCUGCUGGAUCUGAACAACCACACUCUGACCUUCUUCGUGAACAAGGUUCAGCACGGCCCGACCGCCUUCGCCAACCUGGAGGGCGUCUUCGUGCCGGCGGUCAGCAUCAACAGGAACGUGCAGGUGACCUUGCUGACGGGCCUGGACAUUCCAAAGACUAUCAAACAGUAGGAGCCCCCCCCGCCCCCGUGUCUCUGCGUGUGCUCUGGAUACAAACACACAAAGUCGUACGCAGCCUAGGUUCGAUCCCCACGUGGACGUUUUCCAGUAACAUCAGCUGGGACUUCAACUCCUCUCCCAUCAAGGUGUCCUUUGUCUCGGAUGCACUUCAGCGUCCGGUCAUUUGGGACAAAGGGACAAAUCUCUUGGUUAUAAAGACAGUGAUUGACACUUGUGGACGGACGGAUUUACUGUGGAUCGUCCCACUCUUUUCAUGUCCCGUGGUUUUCCCCUGUGACCUCCAGGACUCACCUGUGUUCAUAUUCUAGCUGCUAUGUUUCCAGUGAUCUCCACCUGAAGGAGCCUGAAGCUUCUCCUGGAGGCCGGAGACCAAACACAUCGACUCUCUCGUCUACACUGUGCAGUCAAAUCGUUUUCUACUGAAAAAAACACUAAAAGAAAAACACAACGCACCAAAUCACCGAUAAAACGUGGAACCAUAAUUUUCCAGGAGAUUCCAGAGCGACUCUCAGGAGAUGAUGAACGAGGGAGCAGUGAUGGAGCGGUGAUUCUCUCUCAGGUGUGUUUACAGCCUGCGAGUUCAAACAGGGCCACCUCCCUGAGUUACAGUUGCAUUGUGGGUCGUUCACGCUCAUUUUUUCAGCUCCUGUGUUCUGCUUCUCGUAAUUGGUUGGAGUUUAAUAGAGAGGUGAUUUGUUACCUGUGGGCAGGAACACGACAGACAUUAAGAACUCAGUGAGGUGAAGCUGGGAAGAUUCAUUUCAUUUCCUCAGUAGCUGUAUAACAGAUCAAUAGAGCCUGGGAGGGGCCAUUAGGAAACAUCAAAAUCUUUUAUCUUAAAUUCAUUUUGGUUUUAAUUGGUUGCAUCAGAGUUUCUUGUGGACUGAUUUACCAGCUGCACUAAAUAUUCAUCUGCAUCAAGUGGUGGAAUUAAAAAACGAAUAAUCUUGAGAAAGUGAAAGUGGCCAAAUAGAAUUUAAUAUUCAGAGAAUUCAUACAAUUUGCUUUCUUGCUGAUAGUUACAGAAGAUGAAUACCUUUCUUUUGGUUUUGCUAGGAUUAAACUAACAAGGUUUUCUGUGACAUUUUAAUUUGAGAUCUUUAGUUGUGCUGCUUCGAAAAUCAAUUAUUAUUAUAAUUAUAAUUAUUAUUAUUGACCUGAAGAUUCCCUUCAGCUCUUCCCUGACUCGUCACACUCAGAACCUGAUUAUAUGUUGUUUUUCACUUUGACACUUAAAAGUCAGAAGCUGCUGAAAUGAGAUGGAAAUAAGCUCAACACUGUUUUAUUCCUUUUUCAGUCGUUCAAGGCCAACACAAAAAAGUUGCAGAUCAGAAAGUGUAGAAAGAGAAAAACGUGGUUGUCUCAUUGUGAUUUAAUUCUGUGCUCAUCUGUGAGUCUCUCUGUCGAGCUUCAGACUCAUUUCACAUCUGUGGACGUGAAGCUGAGAACGUGAGGAGCUUUGAAAUCCAACCAAACCACUGUGACUAAUGCUAUUACAUCACUUUGACAUGGGUACCCCUGGAUGUGAUCAUUUAUCCGGAUGCAGCAGAGGAAAGGUUCAUUUUUAAAUUAAAACAAUUAUUUAACCCUGAAUUUUAUGACGAUAUUUAAAUAUUUAUAUAAUGUGUGUGUGUGUGUGUGUGAGAAUCCUCCAACUGUAAAUACUGAGUUAUGACAACGACGUGUAAUAUGAAGCAUGGAUUAAGCAUCGAACAAGUUUACAAGAAUAUCUGAAGCUGUACUGUAAAUACUGAACAUUAUUAUUGUCUUUGCAACGAGUGACGUUCAAGCCAACUGCUGCGACAGCGCGCCCCCUGCUGUUCAAACCACGCCAACAACAGUGUUCAUGUGUUUCUCUCAUCUUUCAUUAUCUUGUUCCAUUUUACUCAACUAGGAUUUAUUUUAACUUUCGAGUUAAUCAGAAUAUCUGCUCCAUUUUGUACCGUAACCUUCAAACAUGCAAUCAGGGACAUUACAUAGCAUUUGCCUUGUAACAGUUGAUGUCGUAAACUAUUGUUAUUUAUCUUUUAAGACCUUUUUAAUCUUUAGAAUUCCAAUAAACCAUGUGACUGAAGAGAGAAACAGUGCAACAGUAGACUACAAAAGGUUUUUCUCAAAGGAACCGAUGAUGUCUAUUUUCAAUACAACACCUAUUUUAAAGUAAUUUAUUGAUUAGUAAACUUCUGGAGUAGCAAACUGGGAAUAUCUGUACAUUCUGUGCUUUUUCUAACCAUUUGAGGGUUCUUCUAUUUAAAAAUAAUGACUGAGCCUCUAAUUUAGUUAUGUAGAAUGUUACAUCUGUGACAUUUACAUCAUUUUAAAUACGCAGCUAGUGUUUUUGCACCAGAUGCUGCAGUAAAAUGAAUGGGAAAUAUAAUCAAGUGUCCGUAAUCAAUGCCCUAAGUAUGACGCUGAUUGACUUUGUGUAAAUUUAACAGAAACUGAUGCAACAUCACAAAAAACCAGUCCAUAUAUUAACCAUAUUUCCUAUUCCCAGUAGAUCCAAUGCCUGCUUAGGUUUUCAUCGAGGAUUUGAAACAGUUUCCUCCCGACACAGAAAUCACAUCCAACUUUCUGCCAAAGGGGAUUUUAUUUCUUCCUGACAUGUGACAGACUGCCAGUUACCA